AUGGUGUCUACACAAUCUACGCAAAAAAAUCCCGAUCUCAGUUCCAGUCCACUCAUCGUCUCUGAACAAGAGGAUGACGCUUUGUUUGCAAUCUUGCUCGAAGAAUAUGCGAAAUACUGUAAUCUGCCAGCUAAGUCUCAGAAUGAUUCUUUUGACAAUUCAAAAAGCUCACCUAUGGAUGCGCAACCAUUAGUCGAAUUCCAGAAUUUAACGGACCUUGACUACAAGCCUAGUAAUAUAAAUCAUUUUUACUUUCAAAAAUUACUUCCGUCCGAUAAUUCAGAGAAAACUAAUAAAGACUAUGACGAGGACUAUGACGAAGACUAUGAUGAAGACUAUGACGAGGACUACGAUGAAGGUUAUGAUGAUGGAUAUUACAAUAAAAGAGAAUUUAUUUACCAAUUUUGA
Molecule: messenger RNA, 408 nt
Organism: Entrophospora sp. SA101
Lineage: Eukaryota; Fungi; Glomeromycota; Glomeromycetes; Entrophosporales; Entrophosporaceae
Source: the annotation of a GenBank genome assembly